AUGCCGUCAGAAUUAGAAGAGCUCGUCGGCUUCAUCGCCCACGCCAACCCCCAGAUCCGCCUCGCGGCUACGGAGAACCUGGUCCCGUACUCGACCUCGGACCCCGAGGUCUUCAAGGCAGAUGGCCUCAAGCCGAUAAAGAACCUCAAGCUCCUCAUCAAAGACCACCCUAAAAUCGCCGAGCAUGUCCUUACCAUGCUGGUCAACCUCUCCGGCGACCCGGAUGUAUUAUCAGAACUGGUCAAAGAUGAAAAGUUCCUGGACACGCUGCUGUCAUACAUCAUUCAACCAGAGGAGCCCAACGCCGACGUCCAGGCCAUGCUCCUCGCCAACAUCUCCAAGGACGAUUCCUUCCUGUCCGUGAUAGACCGCACGCAAAAGGCGCCCGCGGAGCUGUCCCCGUCCGAGCGCGUCAUCGACCAGCUCAUGGACCUGUUCGUCAAGGGCCAAGACGGCAGCUACAACAAAAAGGCCAACUUCGACUACCUCGCCUACGUCUUCGCCAAUCUGUCCAAGCACGAGCGCGUGCGGCAGUACUUUUCCUCCCCACAGGACUACGACGGCGUCGUGCCGCUUGGCAAGAUCAAGGUCUUCACCGAGCACAAGUCGGACGUGCGCCGCAAGGGCGUCGCCAGCACCAUCAAGAACGCCGCCUUCGACAUCGCCGCCCACCCCUCCUUCCUGUCCGACGCGGGUGUCGACAUCCUGCCCUACGUGCUGCUGCCCAUCACGGGCAACGAGGAGUACGACGUCGACGAGGCCCUCGCCAUGCUGCCCGACCUGCAGCUCCUGCCGCCCGACAAGCGCCGCGACCCGGACCCGGCUAUUGUGCAGACGCACGUCGAGACGCUGACGCUGCUGACGACCACGCGCGAGGGCAGGGACCUCAUGCGCGAGGUCAAGGUGUAUCCCAUCAUUCGCGAGACGCACGCGCGCGUCAACGACGAGGGCGUCAGGGAGGCCUGCGACCGCUUGGUGCAGGUGCUGAUGCGGGAUGAGGAGGGUGAGGGCAAGAGUGAGGCGGAGAUGAUGGCGCACAUGGGAGAGAACCCGCGCGUGCAGGAGAUUGAGGCGGAUGAGGACGACGAGAUUGUUGAGGUAUGA
Purpureocillium lilacinum is the source of this 1104-nucleotide messenger RNA. RefSeq lists its product as uncharacterized. Lineage: Eukaryota; Fungi; Ascomycota; Sordariomycetes; Hypocreales; Ophiocordycipitaceae. The record is from RefSeq and is a predicted model, not a curated record.